CAUGUGGAAAAAGGAAGACAGCUAUUACUGUUAUUAAUUUAAACCUGUUUUUAGCCGUUGAAAGCUAUAUUUGUCUUUUUUACGGAUCAGGAUUCUACACUAGUGUCAGUUGAUACAUUUGGAGUAAAAGUGCUUAAAAUAGUGGAACUGGAAAGAGAACGAGCACUUACUGCUUCUUCUAACAAAAGUCUGACGUGAUUAAUCAACUUCUGGACCCUGUGUACGAAACUAAAAUGAAAAGUAAAGGUCUCACUUUGCAGAUGGGAAAAAUGGAAAUUUGUAAGUUCUUUGUGUCUGUGUUGACUUUUUGUGUGUUGCUGCUAAUCUGUGUCAACUACAAUGACAUGACACCAACUUUAGAUUUUCCAGAAACUUCAAAUGAUAUUAAGAUGGUUCAUAAAUACAAUAUUGACUGCUCAGCCAUAUAUAACAUGAUCCCAGAGGAACUUAGUAAAUCUCUGACCAUCAGGCAGAAACAAAUUGUGAAGGACAAUCAUGAAAAUCUGAUCAACCUCACCUCAAACUGCUCAUUGUUCCGAAAGGUCAGAGGUUAUGAUGACAUCUGUGUCUCAGACGAAGAGAAAGACUUUCCCAUCGCUUACUCUCUGGUUGUACAUAAACAUCCAUGGAUGGUGGAGAGACUGAUCAGAGCGACAUACUCACCCAGUAACAUCUACUGCAUCCACUACGAUCUGAAGUCUUCAGCUCAGUUCAAAGCAGCUAUGGAAGGUCUGGCUCACUGUUUGCCCAACGUCUUCAUCGCCUCCAAGCUGGAGGACGUCAAAUACGCUGGUUUCACUCGGUUAAAAGCCGAUUUAAACUGCCUGUCAGACCUUUUGCAGUCAGAAGUGAAGUGGAAGUACGUCAUCAACCUGUGUGGUCAAGAUUUCCCCCUCAGGCCCAACAUUGAGCUGGUGUCAGAACUAAAGAAGCUGAACGGUGCUAAUAUGCUGGAGACCUGCCAGCCCACUGCGUACAAGAGAGGAAGGUUCUCCAGGACCCCACCACCACACAACAUAGAGAUGUUCACUGGCAGCGCCUAUUUUGUCCUGUCACGAGAAUUUGUUGUUUUCAUGAACUCCUCAGUUGUAGUCAAAGACUUUUUGGCUUGGACUGAGGGCACCUACUCCCCAGAUGAACACUUCUGGGCCACCAUUGUCCGACUGCCCGGCGUACCUGGAGAGGUGCCUAGAUCUCACCCUGACAUCACCGACCUGAUGAGCAAGACCAGGCUGGUGAAGUGGUCGUACCUGGAGGGCAGCCUUUACCCUUACUGCACAGGAGUGCAUGUACGUGCUGUCUGCAAUUAUGGUGCAGCAGAGAUUCAUUGGUUACUUAACUAUGGUCACUGGUUCGCUAACAAGUUUGACACCAAUGUGGACCCCAUAACUGUUCAGUGUCUUGAGGAAAAGCUGGAAGAAAGAAAAUAUUCUUUUCAGUCAAUAGACUCUCUUGACUGUUUCAAUAGUUGAUCACAAACAAUACUGUGGUUCAACCAUUAACUGAUUUAUUUAUUAUCAGAGAAUAAUCUUAGACAAGUUUUUGUGUCUAACCUUUUCUUGCUCUAGCUACUUACAAUAUGAAAUCUCUGGCUGAAUGUACUUUGUGUUUCCAUAUUUAAAACAUAAUUUUUAAUAAAUAUAUUUCAGAUUUUGCCUCUUAC
Messenger RNA from Betta splendens (Siamese fighting fish), 1663 nucleotides. Its product is annotated as beta-1,3-galactosyl-O-glycosyl-glycoprotein beta-1,6-N-acetylglucosaminyltransferase 4-like. The coding region runs from base 234 to 1472 and encodes 412 amino acids. Gene Ontology annotation, cellular component: membrane. Lineage: Eukaryota; Metazoa; Chordata; Actinopteri; Anabantiformes; Osphronemidae. The transcript has 3 exons. Gene Ontology annotation, molecular function: acetylglucosaminyltransferase activity. The record is from RefSeq and is a predicted model, not a curated record.